Eucalyptus grandis is the source of this 934-nucleotide messenger RNA. Its product is annotated as asparagine synthetase domain-containing protein 1-like. The record is from RefSeq and is a predicted model, not a curated record. Bases 38 to 346 code for a protein of 102 amino acids. The transcript is spliced from 3 exons. NCBI's taxonomy places the organism in Eukaryota, Viridiplantae, Streptophyta, Magnoliopsida, Myrtales, Myrtaceae.
UGACUUGUCAAACUUGAGCUCACAAACGAAGCAUGUUAUGUCUCUUAUUCAUCCUGCUAAUACUUACAUGGACCUGAAUAUUGGAAUAGCUUUAUGGCUGGCUGCUGGUGGUGAUGGCUGGGUGUAUGAAGAAAGAGAGAAUGAAAACGAUGAGGAUCUUCAACUUCCUAAUUACAAGAGCCAUGCCAGAAUCGUCCUCGUUGGUUCUGGUGCUGAUGAGCAGUGUGCCGGUUAUGGCAGACAUAAAACAAAAUAUAAACAUGGAAGGUUCAUGAAAUAUCAAUGGUCUCAGCUAUUCAGGAAGCACAGAAGUACAAUGUUAGAAGUUUUAAUGAUUAUAUGUUGAAAGUAUUGGAGGUUGUAACUCGCAACUCAAUUAUAGAAUAUUCCAAAUUGCUAUCUCCACUUUUUCCAGCCCUGGUUUCUAAUGGGUGCUUUGCUGUCUGACAGGAUGAUUGGCAAGGAAAAGCAUGAUUUUCUUCACAGCUUAAGCCGGAUAUCAUUAUUAGCCAAGACUAACAUCGUUGAUUCAGGCCGUGGAGGUGCUCGUCUCCCCCAAAUAGCCUCAACAGUUUCAAGCCCUCAAGUUUCAUCUGGUCCUUCUGACAUGGAGAUUGUAGCUUUAGCUGUAGCAGACAAGUCGAUUCUUGAGAAAAAAGCUUCUAUUGUGGUGUUGUGAAGGACCUUAACAGUGCCAGAGAGCAUGGCUUGCCAUUUAAAGUAAUGAAAGUUUGGUUUUAUUUAUCUUUAAUAGUUAUCGCUGCUCAUUAAAUCUUUUUGUUUACUAGGCAUUGAAUUUGUGCUGGGACAGUUCUAAGAUUCUAACAUAGAAGCACAUCUUGAUCACAGUUUAUUGUUAUUUGCCUGCCAGCUGCCAUCGUUAGCAUAUGUAUUUGAGAAACUUACCGUUAGUCAUUAUUUGUACUUCUUGUUC